This is a messenger RNA of Chroicocephalus ridibundus (black-headed gull), 4977 nucleotides long. Its product is annotated as mitogen-activated protein kinase kinase kinase 3-like. Gene Ontology annotation, biological process: protein phosphorylation. The record is from RefSeq and is a predicted model, not a curated record. The transcript is spliced from 17 exons. The coding region runs from base 217 to 2082 and encodes 621 amino acids. Gene Ontology annotation, molecular function: ATP binding; protein binding; protein kinase activity. Lineage: Eukaryota; Metazoa; Chordata; Aves; Charadriiformes; Laridae.
CGCUUUUGUGCGCCGCCCCGCGCCCCGCCGCCGCCGCCGCCGGGACCAGCGCAGCCGAGCGGAGCCGGGUGUAGGGAUCGCGGUGCUCCGAGUCGCCGGUCAUGGCUCUCCGCCGGUAGCCGCGAACGCCGGACCGGGUGGAUGCUUGAGAGUGGAGGAUAAGGUGCAAGUGUCUGGCUGGGACCGGUGGAAUGGAGGCCUGAUGUAGAUGGAAAGAUGGAUGAAGAAGAAGCUCUGAACUCUAUUAUGAAGGAUUUGGCAGCGUUGGGCAAAUGUGGGGGGCUGCUGGACAACAACAGGAAUAAAAACAGCGUCCACUCCAGCAAACAGCAGCGAAAUGUCAGGAUCAAGUUUGAAUAUGAAGGAGAGAAAAGGAUUAUCCAGUUUCCAAGACCAGUCAAAUUCAAAGAAGUGGUGCAGAAGGUCACGGAUGCUUUUGGACAGACGAUGGACUUAGUCUGUGUGAACAAUGAGCUCCUGAUCCCGCUGAAAUCCCAGGAAGAUUUGGACAAAGCGAUGGAACAGUUGGAGCUGAGCCCUUCCCUGAAAAGCCUACGGAUCCUUGUGAGCGCUCCAAAGAAAGCGAAUCUCCUGCAGCCAAACAACAGUAAACAGCAUGAAAUGAGGAUCUCCAGAUCCAUGGGCGAUAUCAUGGGAUCCCUGUACAAGGACUCCGAGAGGACGCGGAAGUAUUCAACAGGCUCUCUGCACACCGGCCGGAGCUCUCCGCCCCCGGGGAGCGUUCCCGAAGAGCAGCAGCAGAUUGCCCGCCAGGGGUCCUAUACCAGCAUCAACAGCGAAGGCGAGUUCAUCCCUGAGACCAUGGAUCAGAACAUGCUUGAAGCUUUCAUCAGCCCCGACGAGUCGCUGUCUGGGAGCUGCCAGUCACUGGACAGAUCUGUGGACAGCCCUCCCUUUACCCAAACCCCUGUUCCUGGAAGGAAGAGCCAUCCCAAAGACAGUCUUGAUUGCAUGGAUUUCGACAUCCCAUUCUGCGAGAGAUUUGGGAAAGGUGGGACCUUCCCAAGGCAGUACCACCUCUCCCAAAGUCGCAAGGACUACAGUGAUGGCCGGAGGACUUUCCCCAGGAGUUACUUCCCACAGGAGAACCUGUUUCAGCUUGUCCCUUCUAGCCGAACCAAGAGCUUUAACGGGGACAGCAAGCUCAGCACCUUGCAGUACAACGAGUACAGGCCCAAAUGGUGGAACAAUUGUGAAAAAAGCCUGCAGGUCUUCAGCACCUCCCCUACGAAAGCUAGGAACUCCCUGCAGGCACCUGUGAACUGGAGGCUGGGGAAGCUGCUUGGAAGAGGAGCUUUUGGGGAAGUCUAUCUCUGCUACGAUGCUGACACUGGCCGGGAGCUGUCGGUGAAGCAGGUGCCUUUCGACCCCGACAGUCAAGAGACGAGUAAAGAGGUGAAUGCCUUGGAAUGUGAGAUUCAGCUGUUGAAGACUCUCCGUCACGACAGGAUAGUGCAGUACUACGGGUGCUUGCGGGAUCCUGAGGAGAAGAAACUGUCUAUCUUUGUUGAAUACAUGCCAGGGGGCUCAAUAAAGGACCAGCUAAAAGCUUACGGUGCUCUGACCGAGAACGUCACACGGAAGUACACCAGGCAGAUCCUGCAGGGAGUCUUCUACUUACACAGCAAUAUGAUUGUCCACCGGGACAUUAAAGGUGCCAAUAUUUUGAGAGAUUCUGCUGGAAAUGUGAAACUUGGAGAUUUUGGGGCCAGCAAACGCAUCCAGACCAUCUGCAUGUCUGGGACUGGGAUUAAAUCUGUCACGGGAACGCCAUACUGGAUGAGCCCAGAGGUUAUCAGUGGAGAAGGCUACGGAAGAAAAGCUGACGUGUGGAGUGUGGCCUGCACCGUGGUGGAGAUGUUAACGGAGAAGCCGCCCUGGGCAGAGUUCGAAGCCAUGGCGGCUAUUUUUAAAAUCGCCACCCAGCCGACCAACCCCCAGCUCCCCGACGGCGUCUCGAACUCCUGCCGCAACUUCCUCAAGCAGAUCUUCGUGGAGGAGAAGCGGAGGCCGACGGCCGAGGACCUGCUGAGACACCCCUUCGUCAACUGUGGGCUCUGAGCCCCUGGCAGCGGGGAUGGGGAAGUGCCGGCGGGAGGGGGGCGGCCGUCAGACCCGCGGCCUUUUGCGCUCAGCAGCUCAGACCUCCGUCCUGGGCCGUCCUGGCAGUGCCCCCCGCGGGUACCUUCUUGCUCGGCACCGGCUCGGUACCCACCGCGUUGUUGGAUUUCCAAGCUGCGCUCGGGAUCUUCGGCACUGGGAAUUCAGAACGAAGAAUUUUCCCGGACUGGGCGGGUGCUGGCUUUGGACCAAGUAACCUUCUUGCUGCCAGCGAUGUCAGGGUCGUCCCCCCCUCGCCAUGUUACUUAUCUCUUGGGGAAAAUACGGCGAAUGGGAUCUGUCCCGCCGCCCCCAGCAUGACAGCGACGUUGGCAGCAUCCCUGGGAGCAGCGGAGGAAUAAGAUGCUCAGUGGCGAUCACCACCUUGCGCAGGGGAACAGACAGAGGCUUCAGCCAAGCCGGAGGGAGAUGAUCCUCAGACCGCAGAGUCGGGGGGACCCGAGUGUCCCCGUUCACACAAGGGGACCGAACCCUCCUGGAGGUCGCGGGACCAGCCGGCGUCUCCAGCGGGGCGGCCUUUAAUACUGUUCUGUGCCUUAAGCGGUUACAAUCAAGGAGUGAUGCUCAACUCGGCACAAAGCACGGAGUCGGGCGCAAUGAUGCAGCAGCCGUGUUGACUUUGCCUUUGUGUGUGCGUGCGUGUGUGCGUGAGAGUCGUGGAAGAAGGGGUCUUCUCGGGGCGUGGGAGGUCUCUGCGGGGUACACGCAUGGACGGAUGCCUGGGACCUCUGCCACGGGCACUGUGGAGGGGUGUUGAAACGCUGUUGACGCCUGCGGUGGGCAGGGCUGAGCACCGGCCCGUUCCUGCUGGGAACAGCCAGGGUUCAGACAUGGAGAGCCUUGGCGAGGGCAGCUCUCUGCUCGUAGCCAUCACCCUGCUGACCCGUGCCCACGUGGCUGCGCUGGGGCUGGGAGGGGUGCCAACGUGUUUUGGAAGCGGAGCUGCAGGAGGAGCCCAGUGGCUCUCCGUAAAACCCAAGCGGGUGCCUAAAAUUAGGCAGAGAGGACCGGCACCUGUGGCCGGGUGUCUUCUCCUCCGUGCCUCAUGGGACCAGCCCUGAGGACGGGGAUGUCACCUCUGCGGGGGUGCCGAGGGAGCAGCUGCAGGCCCACGAAGCCACAGGCGGGGAGAGCCGGAGCUGCCUCCAUCGAGGGCAGCUGGAAACAGAUUUCUUCAUGCAGCAUAUACCUGAAGUUGUAGGAGAAAAUGGGCCAGUUGAAAGCAGAGUUGGGCUACAGCCUCUUUGACCAGCCGAAAAACCUGGGGAAGGAGCAAGCAGAGUCUCUGGAAGCUAAUUAAUUAACCAGAUCUUGGUUAUUUUGAGCGAAUUAAUUGCACCAUCCCCCCUCCCCUUUCCCUGCUGCAUUAGCCGUUUCCACUUAUCUCAGUAAGGGGUUAAAUAAGCAGAUACUGGGGUGUUGCCAGCUUCAGGCCAAGGAGUCACACACAGCCUUAUUUUAAUUUUGUUUUUUUUUUUUUAAAUUGAAAAUGCAAAGUGGUGCUUGGACUGAAGGGGAAAUUGAGAAAUUGGUUGUUCGUAUGACUUCACGCAUCCUUGAGUUCUUCUGCGUGGAAGGGAUGAAGACGUCGCACCGCUGCUGUGGCGGUGGGAGCGUUUCCUCGGCCGCAGCUCCACAAAGAGACGCAAAAAUUCGAGUUAUUUCAAUUUAAAGAAAACCAAGACCUGGUAGUACUAGGGCAAAUUAAAAGAAGUAGUUAAAAGGGUUCCUGGAGGCCAGUUCCUCCCCAGGCUGGGCUGUGGCGAAGCUGGGGCGGGGGCAGCACUGGGGGGUUCACGAGCGUGGUGGUGAUGGGCAGCUCUCCUCGCGGGGGGGUAAAGUCAUCCCCUUCCUCUGGGGGGAAAAAUGAAAAAUUUUAUUCUGUGAAUAGGACCAAAUCCAUCUGUCCCUUCUGUAACAUGGGACGGAUGGGGAAAAAAAAAAACAAACAAACGAAACACACAAGAAAACAAAAAUAAUCAGUGUUGGCUGGGAAGGAUUUUUGUCAGAAAAGUGUGUUUUCAACAAAGCUAAAAAAAAAAAAAAAAAAAAACCCAAAAACAACCCAACCAACCCGUGUUUAAGCUGUUUUCUCCUCUUCCGUUGAAUCUGUUCAGGUUUGAUUUUCUCAGCCCUUCGGUGGUGGGUGGGUGUUUUUCCUUCUUUCCAAAGCCUUGAGGGGGCAAAACGGGGCUCCCGGGGCCCCUAAACCCUCCCGUGGAUGGAUGCGGCCUGUGUGCGGGGCUGUGCGUGUGGGUACGUGUGUGUGUGCGGGGCUGUGCGUGGGUACGUGUGUGUGUGUGGGUAUGUGUGGGUGUGCGUGUGUGUGUGGGUACGUGUGUGUGUGUGUGUGCGCGCGACUCGCUCCUCAGGUGCCUUUGCCUUUUUGUUUUUUAAAACCCUUGCAGUGUUCUGAUGUACAGAAUGGAACUAGGAAAAGAGAAUGUAAUAUUAUGCCAUGUAAAGUUGGGGUUUUUUUGGUUUGUUUGGUUGGUUUUAGUUUUGUUUUAUUCUGCCGGUUAUGGGGCCCAGUGUCUUUCCCUGCCACGCGUCCAUGGGGAACUGAUUUUCUCCGGGGGGGGGCUGGAGCGGGACACCUCCUGUCCCCUGCACACCAGUACAGCCCCUUCCCCCUAGGACUGGUCCCAGUAGGCAGCAGCUGUUGGGGGUGCAAGGGGCCGCCUGGCGCCACCGUCCCGGGGGGGUGAUACGGUGGGGACGGAGCUGGGGGCUCCUGGGCUUUACUGGAAAUAAUGAAUCUGGGCAGCUCUCGCGCCCCGCGGCUCUGCCCGUCCCUCUGUGCUGGCAGCUGCUGGCCUCAGGUGCUCCAAACAC